Molecule: messenger RNA, 3689 nt
Organism: Cynara cardunculus var. scolymus (artichoke)
Lineage: Eukaryota; Viridiplantae; Streptophyta; Magnoliopsida; Asterales; Asteraceae
Product: protein PLASTID MOVEMENT IMPAIRED 1-RELATED 1-like
Exons: 5
Coding region: 91-2958 (955 amino acids)
Source: RefSeq, a predicted model, not a curated record
AACUGUAACCAUCGAUUCUUCAACCCCACAAAUCUCCGGUUGAUACAAUCCCUCUUUCUAUUUGGUCAUUUGAACUUCAAACCGUGGUAGAUGAUGAUGAGCAAUGAAGAAUCUGGGUGGAUGAGCAGUGAUGACUUUGGAAGUUCAAGACUAUUGCAUGAUAUUGAAGAAAUAAGGAAAGCCCUAUAUUCGCAGGAUGCCCCAUCAACGACUUCAAUGCCACCACGAGAUCACCCUCCAUGGAAUCCAAAGUAUGCAAAAGACGAUUUGUUACCAAAUGGCAAAAAGUCUUCAAUUUGGAAAUGGAAGCCUUUGAAAGCUCUAACCCAUAUUCGAAAUCAUCGGUUAAGUUGUUGUUUUUUUCUUCAUGUUCAUUCAAUCGAAGGAUUACCACUAAAUUUUAACGAACUCAGCUUAUGUGUUUACUGGAAAAGGAAACAUGAGGUUUUGAAAAGCCAUUCUAUACGCGUUAAAGAUGGUGUUGCGGAGUUUGAAGAGACACUAAUCAGGCGUUGUUCGGUGUAUGUUAGUAGAAGUGAUCCCCAUGAUGAUGUAGCUAAGUAUGAACCUAAGCUUUGUGUAUUUUAUGCUUCUGUAGUUGGGGCUCCUGGUUUAGAUCUGGGCAAGCAUCGGAUUGAUCUCACGAGAUUGCUUCCACUUACUUUAAUGGAGUUAGAGGAGGAGAAGAACCGUUAUGGAAAGUGGGUUACUAGUUUCAAGCUUUCGGGUAAGGCAAAAGGUGCUACAAUAAAUGUUAGUUUUGGGUUUUCGUUAUCUGGGGAACACUUUAUGAGGUCUAGUAAUCUUGGGAAGAAUUUGAAUAUUCUGAAAGGAAAUGGUUCAAGUCAUAAUGGCAUGCUUCAAAGGGUUGGGAGUAUUCCAAGUAAUUCAAGCCGUAGGACCCAUGUAUCCAAUUUAUCGUUAGAUAUGAAAGUUCAUAACGGGAUUGUACCAUAUGAAGGGCCAUCAAUUCCUUUUCUUUAUCAGUUACUUGAUGAAUCAAAGUCAAGUUAUUCAAAAGAAUUCAAUUCAGUAUCUACAGAUUUAGAAUCUUCACCUGAGAGCGAGGUUUAUGAUAGUGAGUUUACGAUUCUUGAUAGAGGUACUGAAUUUGCUACAAAAGAUCAGUCGAAGAUAGAAGAGGAUAAUGUUGAAUCUGUUGAAAAUUCUUGUAUUGAGACCAUUAAUGUGGCUGAACUUUUUGAGGGUGAUGGGGACGAUUAUGACGAUUGUGGUAAUUUAGAAAUCGAGACUGUUUUUGAUGAUAUUAGUUCUAAAGAGCAUAAUAAUGUGUGCACUGAAGAAUUCAACAUUGAAGACCUUGAAUUAUUUUUCCACAAUCUCUCUACAUUUGAAUCACAAGAGAUGGAUUUUUCGUUUCAUGAAAACCAGGUUUUAGAGCAUGAUUACCACAUGAAGAAUGAUUCAAUUUGUGAAGGAGGUAAAAUGGUACGGUCACAUAGCUUAGAUGACUUAACAAAUGUUGUUGAUGAUUUCAUGAACUUGGUUGGUUCCGAUAGUGAGCCAGAGUCUCCAAGAGAGCUUCUUUUGAGACAGUUUGAGAAGGAAGCUUUAGUUUCAGGAAACUUUGCUUUUGAUCUCAAUCCUAAAGAAGAGCAAGGAGACUGCUCCAACAUUUUCGAUUUAUCUUUUCUAUUUCAAGAAACCGAGAUGGAACGCAACGAUGGGGUGGGCCCUUCUUUGAUAAGUAGACGGAAAGCCAAGAUUCUUGAGAACUUAGAAACUGAAGCUUUAAUGCAAGAAUGGGGUUUAAACGAGAGGGCAUUUCAAAACUCUCCAAGAACCACCUCUGGUGCAUUUGGAAGUCCGGUCUAUCUUUCCCCUGAAAGGCCAUCUGAGUUGCCUUCACUUGGAGAAGGUCUGGGUUCGUUUUUGAAGACUGGAAAUGGUGGAUUUUUAAGGUCCAUGGAUCCUUCGCUUUUCAAAAGAGCUAAAAAUGGUGCAAGAUUGAUUGUGCACGUAUCUAGUUCAGUCGUGCUACCUCCAGCAAUGGGAUCUAAUGCUAUGGAUAUACUGCUGAACUGGGCAACAGUUGGUGCUGAAAAGAUGCAUUUGCAGGCCACACGUUUGAUGCCGAUGGAGGAGAUUACAGGGAAGACCUUGCAACAAACGUCUUGGGAAGCUGAAUCGCAAAUGGAGGUGAUUGAGAGGGGGCAAGCAUUACUACGUGAAUCAGAGGCCAAAGAAAUGCCAACAAGCAUUUGCCGUGAAAUUGAUUCAGAAUAUGUUUCCGAAGGCAAUACUGCUCCUUUGGCAAUUGAAAAGAUUCAGUACCUCUUAAUUGAAGGACUAAGAAUUCAAUCUGGAAUGUCAACCGAAGAGCCUCCUUCAAGCAUCUCCGUCCAAUGCAUAAGAGGAAACUCGGCCUCUACAAGCAAAGGUGUUAAAGAAGGGUCGUAUUCCAAUUUCGUUGGAAACUUAAAAAACAUCGAGGAGCUGAUGGACAUGUCUAUUUCAUUGGAGGAGUGGAUGAGGUUGGAUUCCACAAGUUUUGAUGCUAAAAGUGAAGUAAAUGACCACAUUUCCAAGGUUUUUGCAACUCGUUGUGCUAAAAUGGAUCAAAAAGUUAGAAAAUCAUCAGAUAAAAAACGUGGGCAUCUUAGUAACAACUUCACGUUAGCCCUACAAAUGUUGCUUAGGGACCCGUUUCGGGAUUAUGAGCCCGUUGGUAUCCCGAUGCUUGCUCUAGUCCAAGUAGAGAGGACUUAUGUGGAGAGCAUUGUGGACCCCAUGUUCAAAAUCACCGAAGUUCAUGUCACAGGCUUAAGAGCGGACCCUGGAAAGAAGCAACAAUCUGGUUCCCGAUGGUUGCAUUCUAGUGGGAUGACAGCAGGGAACUGUCACAUAUUGUUCGAUGGUAUAUCUACUUCCUGGUGUGGUAGGUUGAGAUCAAAAAUACUUCUGCAAACUUGGUGUCAGGUAAAAUGCUUUACUUAACUUUUAUUUUGCUAAAGGAAGCAUCUUAUAUGUCUUCACAAAUAUUUCUUAAUGUCUUUCUUUGUUUCUCGUUCACUUUGCGGAAACGGGGGGUCUUCAUGGGAACAGCCGCCUCUACUCCUUGGGUAGAGGCCAGGUCUGCAUACAUCCUACCAUAUACACAUAUACCACGGGUGAGAUAUACUGGGUUAGUUUAGUUUGGUUAUUCUUUCUCAAUGCUGCUGAGCUUAUCUUUGAUCAUAUUGGUCACAACUCAUUGGCAGACACUUUUCUCAUGGUUAGUGUAAAUAAAUUAGAUGUGAUCGAGGUCCAUAUUUGCAUCCAUGUGGGAUGCAAAUUCGAUAUAUUUGUUUUUAUGAGGUAGAAAUACAAAUUGGAUUACAUACAUAUAUUGUAUGCAUUUAGAUGUUACUUGAUGCUCCCUCCAUCUAAAACAUGCAAGAUUAGAUUGGCAUGUGGUUUAACGGAUGUUUGAUUAAUGUUCGAAUACUUGGAACCCCCCUUAAAACCAAACUAAAUCGACCCAGUGUAUCCCACUUGAAAGUAGGUCCAGAGGGAUGUACCCAAGCUUGUCCAAUACCACAAAAAUCAGAGUGGUGGUUUUUUGCGAAAACCUUCGGCUUGUGCAGUAUUCGAGCAAAAAGGUAAAAGGAACAAAGACUAGCACAUAGCAAGCACAAAAGAGAAAAAGGAGUAAGAAAUGGUAAUACCCCUAUAAUAAGACAAAAUUG